Molecule: messenger RNA, 1732 nt
Organism: Rhinopithecus roxellana (golden snub-nosed monkey)
Lineage: Eukaryota; Metazoa; Chordata; Mammalia; Primates; Cercopithecidae
Gene: SPATA22
Product: spermatogenesis associated 22
Exons: 9
Coding region: 500-1591 (363 amino acids)
Biological process (GO): gamete generation; regulation of meiotic cell cycle; homologous chromosome pairing at meiosis
Source: RefSeq, a predicted model, not a curated record
UGCGGAGAGGCUUUGAGGGAUGGUGGAGUUCGGCUCUGCUGGUCUCGAAGCAGAGUGCACCCUCAUGCUCAGUGUUCAGUGGGUGUCUGAACUGAGGGGUAGUUGUCAGUUUGUCUGAGUGGGAAACAUCCUGGAUUUUGUUACUUGGCAAAGAGUUGGUGUAAACCUACAGCCAGCAGCAGUCUGGAGCCUGGGAGCCUCCUGAAGUCCUGGGUGAAGCCUCUGGUUUUACCAAUUGCAGGUCGGCUUGGCUGGGAGAGAUGGGUGGCGGGGAAGGGGCAGGAGCCUUGAGGAGCAGGGAGAGGCGUCUUUCCUCCUGCCAGCUCCAACCCCAGCCCACACAUUGUACCGUCUCUCCUGCUGUGACUGGGUUGCCUGAAUUUGGGGAGACCCUUGAUCCCAUCCCAGAGUGUGCGGGGGACGGAGGUCUGGUGGGACAAUGUCAUAUUAUAAAUUUGGAAUACUGAAGAGAAAAUUAUAGAUAUUGAUAUUGAAGGAAAUGAAGCGAAGCCUAAAUGAAAAUUCAGUUCGAAGUACAGCAGGCUGUUUGCCUGUUCCAUUGUUCAAUCAGAAAAAGAGGAACAGACAGCCAUUAACUUCUAAUCCACUUAAAGACGAUCCAGGUAUCAGUACUCCUUCUGACAAUUACGAUUUUCCUCCGCUACCUACAGAUUGGGCCUGGGAAGCUAUGAAUGCAGAGUUGGCUCCUGUAAUGAAAACAAUGGACACUGGGCAAAUACCACAUUCAGUUUCUCGUCCUCUGAGAAGUCAAGAUUCUAUCUUUAACUCUAUUCAAUCAAAUACUGAAAGAAGUCAUGGUGAUUGGAGCUACAGAGAUGACAACAAAAAUACCAGCUUGAAAACUUGGAAUAAAAGUGAUUUUAAGCCUCAAUGUAAACGAACAAACUUAGUGGCAAAUGAUGGAAAAAAUUCUUGUCCAAUGAGUUCGGGAGCUCAACAACAAAAACAAUUGGGAAUACCCGAACCUCCUAACUUACCUCGCAACAAAGAAACUGAGCUACUCAGACAAACACCUUCAUCAAAAAUAUCUGGCUCCACAAUGAGAGGGGUAGACAAAAACAGUGCAUUGCAGACAUUUAAGCCCAAUUUUCAACAAAAUCAAUAUAAGAAACAAAUGUUGGAUGAUAUUCCAGAAGACAACACUCUGAAGGAAACCUCAUUGUUUCAGUUACAGUUUAAGGAAAAAGCUAAUUCUUUAAGAAUUAUUUCUGCAGUUAUUGAAAGCAUGAAGUAUUGGCGUGAACAUGCACAGAAAACUGUACUUCUUUUUGAAGUAUUGGCUGUUCUUGAUUCAGCUGUUACACCUGGCCCAUAUUAUUCGAAGACUUUUCUUAUGAGGGAUGGGAAAAAUACUCUGCCUUGUGUCUUUUAUGAAAUCGAUCGUGAACUUCCAAGACUGAUUAGAGGCCGAGUUCAUAGAUGUGUUGGCAACUAUGACCAGAAAAAUAACAUAUUCAAAUGUGUUUCUGUCAGACCGGCAUCUGUUUCUGAACAAAAAUCAUUCCAGGCAUUUGUCAAAAUUGCAGAUGUUGAGAUGCGGUAUUAUAUUAAUGUGAUGAAUGAAACUUAAAGUGAUAAAAGGAAGUUUAAAUAGCAUAAAUUAUAGCAGUUUUCUGUUAUUACUUAAUUUACCAUCUCCAUAGUUUUAUAGCUACUGUUUUCUUGUAUUUCACUUGUUGAAUUAAAGUAUUUGAAUUCUUUUAAACUUGGA